Colletotrichum phormii is the source of this 663-nucleotide messenger RNA. RefSeq names its product hpt domain-containing protein. Gene Ontology annotation, cellular component: cytoplasm; nucleus. The record is from RefSeq and is a predicted model, not a curated record. The coding region runs from base 85 to 552 and encodes 155 amino acids. Gene Ontology annotation, molecular function: protein histidine kinase binding; histidine phosphotransfer kinase activity. The transcript has 3 exons. Gene Ontology annotation, biological process: phosphorelay signal transduction system; phosphorylation. NCBI's taxonomy places the organism in Eukaryota, Fungi, Ascomycota, Sordariomycetes, Glomerellales, Glomerellaceae.
CAAACUUUAUCCGCCCUGCUUUCACGCCCACUUACGCUACAUAAACACAACAACUCUUAACGAACCGCAUACUCAACCGCCAAAAUGCCUGCUUCAGAAGACAAGAGCGACGAUGGUCCCCUCAGUACCCCCGACUUUGGCGAUGCGAUUGACUCAGUCACCUUCGGUCAGAUCCUGGAGAUGGAUGAGGACGAGAAUGAUCGCGACUUCAGCCAGUCAAUCGUUUUUGGCUUCUUCGAGCAAGCAGAAGAGACCUUUGAGCAGAUGGACGACGCCUUAAAGGAAGAGGACCUCGAGACGCUGUCGUCGCUCGGUCACUUCCUCAAAGGCUCUUCGGCCACGUUGGGACUCGUCAAGGUUAGAGACAGCUGCGAAAAGAUCCAACGUUACGGCAAGAAGGAGAAUGAGGAUGGAACCCCUGAGCUUGACGAGACGCUGUGCUUGAAGCGAAUUGAGACGACGCUCAAGGACCUCAAGACGGAGUACGAGGACGCCGAGAAGCUUCUGAAGAAGUUCUUCGGCACCGAAGAAGAAGAAGAAGAAGAAGACUAAAAGCCGCCACAGAUGACUUCUGGUCAACGCCGCCGCUCCGUGUCUUAGCACCAGUCGUUCUGUCGCCCAGCAUUAGAAACGAUGGCUGUGACGACAAGAAGGAAGUGGACC